AUGGGAGUCCUAAAUUUGCAGGACUCCACCGCAUGGAACAACCUUAUAACCAGAGAUAGUCAAAAGGCUGACAAGCAGUUGGAGCAGUUCUUAGAAGCGGGGACCGCAGGGACAGCAUUGUUUUUUGCCUUCACCAAAUCAGAAGGCUCUCAAGGCGUGGAAGAGAUGAAUCGUUGUAUGCUCGUCGGUCUCGUUGGGCCCUGCAUUUUAGAGGAUCUGACCCACAUUUUGGAGGGUUUCUUGGUGCCGCUUCUAUCCUAUGAGCCUCAACCCAUCAUUAGCGCUGACGUUGAGCAGGCCGCAGCUGCUCCUGCCAUUGCUGGCAAGCCAGCUUCACCCGAAUGCAUGAAACUGAAGGGGAAGCUUGGCUCCUCCUCUUCUACCGAUUCCCACCCACCAGACACCGAAUCGCUGCUUGAUGGAGAGGACGAUGAUUACGAAGAAUCCGCAGCAUCAUCAUCGCCCAGCAGGCUCGCGUCAACAUCGGCAGCAGAAAGGAAAACCAGUGCUUCCAUUGUGGGCACAGCAGGGCCUACAGAAGAAUACGUUGCAGCCGAUGAAGCGCCGGACGAGAGUACUCCGGACGCAAGCGUCCCCUUUUUGGACCCAGAAUGCAAGAAUCGCACGAUGCACCUUGCAGCUGACUGGAGCGUUCCAAUCGGUGAAAUGGUACUCUGGCUUGCUGGUUUGCCGAAGCUGAUACUGGAGCUCUUGGAGGCUGAGAGCCAACGCGAGCACGACUGCUUUUUGCCGGUGUCAGAGGUCAAUUUUUGGAGGGACAGGUACACUGCAGUCUCCUUGCUCUACGAGCAGCUUCUCGCGCCGCAGUGUCAGCAGGCAAUACAACAGUUUGAAGAGGCCCAGCCAGAUUCAACGGUUUCGCAAUCAUUUAAGAAGGCUUUGAAUGAGCUGCAGCAGUUGCAUACUGAGUCCAUGAGCAACGUUCGCUUCCUGGCAACUCUCGAGAGGUAUUUCACAACGUUGGGAACGAGCCCGCUUGGACCCAUGGCUGACACGAUUGCCUCGCUGAUGAACGCUUUGCGGAUGGUCUGGGUAACAUCAAGACACUACACCACCGACGAACGUAUGCAAAACUUAAUGGAGAGGAUUGCUUACCAGUUGGAGAUUCGCAUUCGUCAAGACGUUUGCGUAGAGCAACUCCUACGGAACGAUGUUGAAGAGGCUAGCACGAUAUUGCAACAAUCGCGUGUCUUACUCGAAACAUGGAAAGCAGAGUACUUCAACAUGAGGUCCCGACUUGAAGAGUCGGAAUGCAACAGAAGAUGGGAAUUCGACAGGCGCAAACUUUUCCGGACGACAGACUACAUGGCUUCAAUGUGCUCAAAGUUUGAGGAAAUAGUCAAAACUAUAGGGCAGUUCAGACGUUUUAUCGGCCCCAAACUUCAUUCGGUUACUCGUUCUCGUCGAGCAGUAAAUAGACUUACUGAGAAAAUGCAGGUUCUCAUUGGAUCAUUUGACUCCGUCUCCGACAGGGUAUUCUGUGAAAAGGAUUCAGAAGAGGUCUUCUUGACGGUGAAGCAGUUCUGGCGACGUACAGAGGAGCUUGAAGAUGAGUGCAUAACGUUUCUCGAUACGAAAUUCACGAGACUGCGUUCUGCUCUUGGAGCGUUCGAAAUGCUUAAGGAUUUCACGACCACUGCCAGCAGGCCAAGGAUCAACGUGAAGCUUGGGGAGAAGUUUGUAGACAUUCUGAAGCACUUCAACACUGAGGUGGAUCGCAUGCGCGACCUAUUCGACGAAGGCCGGGAGAACCCCUGUUUACCUAGCCACAUGCCUCCUGUCUCCGGCGCCAUUUUGUGGUCAAGUGGACUCUUACAAUCCCUCAAAGCAAGCGUUUUGGCCUUCAAGCAGAUGCCAGAAGUGUUUGACUUUGAACAAGCAGAGGAUGUCUUUGGCAACUACCUCUCCUUUGCAAAGUCAAUCACAGCUUACCAGAAUUCCCUGGUAAAGCAGUGGCAGGUUGCUGCAGUAAGUACUGCUACUGAAUGCUUAAAAUCAUACGUCCUCCGGCGGCAACCUAACGGGGCAUAUGCCGUGAACUUCCGUCCAGACGUGUGGGUUGUUAUGCAAGAAGCUCGUUACCUUGACCAGCUUGGUAUGCGUGAAGCCCCUGCGGCCGUUGUAAAUGUCGCUUUGCACAAGGUGAGCAUCAUGGCUACCACCUGGGCCUCGUGUAUGUUCUGCAGGGCUGUUCUACCUGGCCUUACAACCUUAAAUUGGACAAGCUUGGGGCUGGAGGAUUUCGUAGGCUCGUCUCUGAAAGCGUUGACAAUCUUUAAAGCUACGUGUGAACAAGUGUUCAAGAAUGUGGAAAUCAUUGAACAAAUUGUUAAGGAAAUCGAGGAAGCACAGUUGGACUUCUACGACUACAUAGAGGAGCACAGAGCUCGUGUUGUUGAAGGACUUCAAGUCAGAUAUGAGUCAGUCACAUCUUAUCUGAAAAAAAUUGAAGAACUACUGGAAGGCAGGAUGACAGGAUCCAGCGAAACGAUGGCUGCUUACUACAACUACUGGGAGCGUCGAAUUUUUAAUGCUAUUGCCACAAUGCUGAUACGAGCUGUCCUCCUGCUGCAGCACAUCACAAAGUAUGUGAAAAACUGGAGCAAGUACGAAGCUGAGUGGUCAUUGUGGAACCCAGAUCGUAAAUCUCAACUGGAACAAUUAAUGAUCAAGAGACCGAACUUGGUGUAUUUCGACGUUUAUGUUCGAGCCUACGACAAGCUUGCCGCAGAGCUAGGCUCGAUACCUAAAGUAAAGACUGUUGCCUUUAUUCAACUCGACUCCUCGACAGUCAUUGAUGGAAUACGAAGGCAGGCCCUCGUGAUAAGUAGAGCAUAUGCAGAUACCCUUCAUGAAAUUGCGAAGCGGGAAAGGCUGGAUCUGAAAAAAUUGAUUAACGAAAGACGGGAGAAGCUGGAAGUGGAGACGGAUACCCUGGAAAGAUUCAAGGUGCUUAUGGAAUCAGUGACAACCAUAAAUGACAGUGCCAUGGAUGCAGAGAUACGACUGGCAGAGAUGCGCGAAAUGUACAGUACUCUCCAAAGUUAUGACUACCCGAUAAAUCAAGCAGAAAUGACAGAUUUAACAGCUCUACCCAGAGAAUGGAAGGAGCUACGAAACCUUGCUCAUCGCAAAACGCGGCAGCUAGCUUCAAUAAAGACCAAAUUCGCAGGCGAAAAGAAGCAGGAAGUCGCGGAUUUUAUGGUCGCGUGCAAGGCGCUUCAGCAGAAAUUUCGAGAUUUAUCGUCUUCGGUAGAUACUCCACUUGCGGAGGGACGGCAAGCGAUGACAGCCUUAGAGGAAGAAAUUGUCGAGUUCAAGGCUAGGGCAGCGGAGCUCAACAAUGCCGAAAACUUGUUUUCACUUCCAGUGACUGCUUUUACUAUUUUAGAUAAGCUUGAGGGGGAGGUCAAGCAGCAAGGGCAGAUAUUUACGCUAUUCGCUGAUCAUGAUGUAAUGGUCAAGGAGUGGGCAUCUCAACUGUGGGCAAAGGUGGACUUCCAGGUGGGUGCCACGGAGUGCACUUCCGAAUAUGAAGUUGUGACUAAUUUGAUACGCACUUCCUGCCAGGGCCGCUCAUAG
Messenger RNA from Eimeria acervulina, 3603 nucleotides. RefSeq lists its product as hypothetical. The record is from RefSeq and is a predicted model, not a curated record. The transcript is spliced from 18 exons. The coding region runs from base 1 to 3603 and encodes 1200 amino acids. NCBI's taxonomy places the organism in Eukaryota, Apicomplexa, Conoidasida, Eucoccidiorida, Eimeriidae.